Messenger RNA from Arachis duranensis, 1434 nucleotides. Its product is annotated as pentatricopeptide repeat-containing protein At1g19720-like. Gene Ontology annotation, biological process: RNA modification. Lineage: Eukaryota; Viridiplantae; Streptophyta; Magnoliopsida; Fabales; Fabaceae. The coding region runs from base 1 to 1434 and encodes 477 amino acids. Gene Ontology annotation, molecular function: RNA binding; protein binding. The record is from RefSeq and is a predicted model, not a curated record. The transcript is spliced from 9 exons.
AUGAGUUUUGACACUCUCAAUGCUCCUGAGUAUGAUUACAUCUACUUAGUAGAUGUUGUUGGAUAUCUUGCUGGAAUUGAGAGUAAGAAGACUCUUGAAAAGAAUAACAAAUCAACCAACUUUGUAAGAUUUGAAGAACCUAGGGAUAAUAUCGGCGCAAUUCCAAAUGAGGUUGCAUUCUUAAAAAUUUAUCAAGGCAAAAUCAUUGAGCACUUAAAAGAAUUAGAUACGAUACUCCAGACUGGUGGUGCGAUCAAUGUGAAUGCAACAGGUCCACAUAUACUUUUACAAAAACUUUCAAAUGUUCAAUCUCCCCUCAACGCUUCUUUCCACUACGAAGCUGUUUCAUCUCUCGAUCACUUCCACCCUAAGGGCAUUUUCUUACCUUCUCCUAUUCUCGCCAUCCUCUUGCGCCAUUGCUCCGCCUCCAAAUCCUACCGUGAAGGCAAAUUGGUCCAUUUGCAUCUCAAGCUCACCGGUUUCAAACGCCCCACUACGUAUUUGGCCAACCAUUUGAUUUGUAUGUACUUUAGUUGCGGUGAUUUUGUUAGUGCCCGCAAGUUGUUCGACAAAAUAGAGGCUAAAAAUUUAUACUCUUGGAAAAAUAUGAUUUCUGGGUAUGUGAAAUUGGGCAUGAUGAAGCAGGCUCGAGAUGUGUUUGAUAGAAUGCCUGAGAGGGAUUUCGUAUCGUGGAAUACGAUGAUUGUUGGGUAUACGCGUAAUGGGGUGUUUAGUGAGGCUUUGAGGUUUUACAGGGAGUUGAGGAGAUUGUGUAUUGGGUAUAAUGGGUUUAGUUUUGCAAGUGUGUUGAUUGUUUGUGUGAAGAUGAAGGACUUUGAGCUUUCUAGGCAGGUUCAUGCGCAGGUUUUGGUUGUUGGAUUUUUGACCAAUAAAGGAGAUUUAUCGGAUACACCUACACUUUUACUCAACCUAAUUGAUAAGAGCUUCCUCUUUAUCGUUAAAGUUCAAAUAUUUGAUAAUCCACGUUUUUCAUCUUCUUAUAAAGUUAAGAAGAUGACUGAUAAUGUGGAUCUCAUAAAUAAAUUAAAAAAGGCUCACCCUAUUCAAAUUAAUGUUGACUAUACCAGUGGUUUGCUUCCAACUUCAAAGGCAUCCUCAAUCAUUGAAGGGGAGAAAGUAGAAGAUCAAGAUGAAGGUAAAAUGAAGAGAUUUGCUAAUUGGAUACUUGAUGUUAGAAAUGGAAAUAUUGGUUCUAUUGUUGGUGAUGAAUCAGAAAUUAAAAUUUCAGAUAAUCUAUUGAUUACAACUACUGAUGACCCUCUCUCUCAUUUGAGUAGGACAAUUCUUGAACCCACGUUUGAGAGUGUCGAGAAGGUAAACGAUUUUGUCUUGACAAUCUUUCCAUGGAUGGAAAAGGAGUAUUUGAGUUCUGACACAAUAUGUCAAGCUGAUGAGAAUGAAGAUGUACAAUAA